UUAAUGAGACAGUUCGGUUUUGGUACAUAUUAAUAAUCACACUUAGCUGCUUUAAAAAAAAUAACACUUAACUAUUUAUUUUUAAUUAUUAAUUUUAUAUUUGCUAACUCCAUUUAUUAUACACAUUAUUCCACUUAUUUUUAUUGUUUUAAUGAGUUUUUAUGAUGAUUUUUUUUAUUUUUCUUUGAGAUAUCAUCUUUUUCAAAAAUAUAUAUGUAAUAGGUGCAUGAUAAGAAUCUUUCUCCCAUCAGGUAAUUCUCAUCUCGUCCCUGCUUUAAUUUAAACAAUAUUAGGGCAGGUAUGGGAUGAAGGAACAAUUCCCGCCCUCGUCCCUCCCCGUUUACCUCCCUAGUAACCGUAUUGGCUGCAAAUUAAACCGUGGAUGGGCAGGUAUGGUUUAUGAAUACUUUUUGUUUGUGGUGAUAAGUACGAAUUCAUGUAUUAUUGAAUCUAUAUAAAAAUAUAUUAAAAUUAUAUAAAAAUACUUUGAAUCAAAUUUUAUACAUCAAGUGGUUCUUUAUUUUAUAUUUUUCUUACAUCAAGUGGCAUAAUAAUUUCAUAAGCAUAAACCAUUUAUAGUUGCCUAUAAAUAUAACACGAGAAAUGCUUAAGCUUAUAAUAAUUACAACUAAACUAAAUCAUAAUUUCUCUCUUUAUAUAUACAUAUCAUCACUAUGGAAGAUUUAAAUUUAUUGGCUUCCAAAUACGCUUUUGUUGUGAAACCUAGUGAUGAAGAAGUAGUGGAUUCUCAUCAUUCCGAAUAUUCAAUCCCUACUAUUGAUAUUUCUCUUCUUACCUCUGACAAUCUUGAUCAGCGCUCAAAAAUUCUUUUUGACCUCCGCAAGGCAUGUGAAGAUUGGGGAUUUUUCAUGUUGAUCAACCAUGGCAUUUCGGAUGAUUUAAUGAAGAAAAUGAUGGAAGGAUGUGAUAAUUUUUUCAAUAUGGUAGAAGAAGAUAAGAAAGAGUUUGAAGGGUCUUUGGAUACUUAUGUUUUGGACCCAAUAUGUUAUGGUACCAAUUUUGAUAAAGGGGACAACCAAAUAAACCAACUCCAUUAUUGGAGGAAUUAUAUUAGGUUCAUUGUUCAUCCUCAAUUUCAUUCACCUCACAAACCAAUUGGCUUUAGUGAGGUGGCAAAAGAGUAUAGCAAAAGAACAAGAGAAAUAUGUGGAGUGUUAAUGAGGGGAAUCUCAGAGACACUAGGAUUGGAACCAAAUUGCUUAGAGAAAGCUACAAAUUGGGAUGAAGGGUUACAAUUUUUGCAAUCAAACCAUUAUCCAACUUGUCCAAAUCCUCACCAAGUAAUUGGUCUCCCACCUCACACUGAUCCAAUGCUUAUGAAUCUCCUUGUCCAAAACGACGUCGGUGGACUUCAAAUCCUACAUAAAGGAAAAUGGGUCAACUGGAAAGCCAUGCCUAAUUCCAUCAUUGUUGACAUUGGUGAUCAAAUGCAGAUUUUAAGCAAUGAGAUGUACAAGAGUGUGAAGCAUAGAGUAGUGGUGAAUAAGAAAAGCAUAAGAAUAUCAAUUGUGUCGGUACAUGGGGCAUCUAUGGAUACAAAGAUUGAACCAAUAGAAGAAUUGUUAAAAGCACAUGCCCAAAAACCAGCAUAUCCACCCAUUUCAAUUAAGGAGUACCUUAAAUUUCAACAAAGCUCUCAAGCCUUCCUCAAACCAACUCUUGACUUAAUAAGACUCAAAUAAUAAUCAUAAUCAUAAUCAUAAUCAUAAUAAUAUUGUUAUUCAUGCCCCCUUAACCUCGUGUGGUUGAAUAAAUACUAUAUUUGGUGUAAUGAAAUUCUAUAUGAAAAAGUUAUUUAUGAUUUUUGCUUACUAGAGUUAUGAUUUAUGUAUUAUUGUGUUUCUUGAACUUUUCAACCCGUUAAAAAUAAUCAUUGAACUAUUCACAAUGUUAAAUUUGAUUACAACAACGAAAGUUUAUUUAAGUUCUAAUAACGUUUUUACUCGUGAACUAAAAAUCAAAUCUUUUUACAAUUAUAAAAUAACCCUAUUUAUAAGCAAUCAUGUAUGUUAGUCUAGAUUAAUGGGUCCAAUUGCAAAUUGAGCACAAUUAAUAACUAAUUUAAUAGAAAAAUUACAAUAGCUAAAAAUACUCUCUCAUUACCAAGUGGCUUAA
This is a messenger RNA of Cannabis sativa, 2136 nucleotides long. Its product is annotated as 2-oxoglutarate-dependent dioxygenase 19. The coding region runs from base 675 to 1703 and encodes 342 amino acids. NCBI's taxonomy places the organism in Eukaryota, Viridiplantae, Streptophyta, Magnoliopsida, Rosales, Cannabaceae. The record is from RefSeq and is a predicted model, not a curated record. The transcript is spliced from 4 exons.